UAAAAAUACUAUCAUUAGCGGAUAUUUUAUUAUUCCCCGAAAACGAAAUUCAAAAUUUGAUUUUUAGAAAGAAUUGCGCUCCUUUCUCCCAACUCUAGACGCUAGGCUGAGUUUAGGCAGACCAAAGAACAGCUCUGUUCACUUUUCAGGUAAAAGAAAAAAGAAAAUGAAGAAGCCAAAUCGUCGUUCUAAGCAAAAGAGCGGCUCCGCUGAUUCUUCUACUUCGCCUUUGAUCGUAUCGGGUGAGAAGGGAAAUCCGGCUAAUAGGAUCCGAGAUUUGGAGCUAGAAAAUGAGACUCUUAAGAGGGCGAUUGAGGAGCUAAGGAGCAAAGUGGUUGACGUUACACCAAACUCCUGUGUUGGUGUUCAAAAACUGGAUCAAGGGCAUUCUCGAAAUUCAGAGACCUCUACGAAGAUUGUGGAGUUGAGGAAACUAGGCAUACAGUCUCAACUCUCGGCAAAAAAGCCUAAAUCAGAUGAAAUGUCAGAACAGUUCCAGGAUGAGAUUCAAAGAUUAAAGGUGCAAAAGGUUCAGCUCCAAUGCAAGAUGAAGCUUGAAUCGAUGCAGUUCAGGUUAUGCAAGGCUUCGCUUGAAAAGGAAAUUCUUCAGCUUAAGAAAGAGCAAAGGAGGAACAAGUAUGAGAAGCAUGUGCUCUCAACUCUCAUUCAGAGGCAAAAGCAUGUAUUGCAGCAGAAAACAAAAGAAGCUUUUGUGGCAGCAAAACGUCUAAAACAGCUAACUGAAUCUAGAAAGGCUACAUCUGGCAAAAUAGCUGGUGCUAGAAUUGGCAUCAACAUUGGAACUCAGGGUAUUGAGAAUGACUUUGAAGCCAAACUGAAGCUUGAUGAAGUAUGUUCAAAAUACGAACAUCGAAUUGAAAAGAUGGUUGAUGAGAUAAAGAAACUCAAGCUGGAAUUGGAGAUGCUAAGGGAGGAAAAAUCCAGUUCAAGCUGCAGGACAGGCGAUAAUGAAACUUCCAUAGAUGAUUCAGAGUUAACAGAUCUAAGAGAAGAAGUUGCUAAACUAAGUUGUAUGGUUAGCCAAAUGAAAAUGUCAAAGGCACAACUCGUUCCAGCAGAUAGGUCACAAGCAGACUUGGUCCAGACUUCUGUUUCCAUUGGGAGUAAUAUUCAUGCAUCCGGCACAGAUGCAUCUGAAUCUGAGUGUUCUCAGGGAAAUACUUCAAUGAUAGAGAAACCUUCAGGAGUGUGCUGCUCCUGUUCCAAAAAGUCUUUGUGUAAGACCCUCAAAUGCAGAUGUCGAUCAGCAGGGAGCAGCUGCGGGGCGUCUUGUGGCUGCGCAUUGGCCAAGUGCACGAAUAAUAAAAAAGUUCCUUUCAAAUUGGACGACAUACCACAACCAAAGAUGCCAGAAGAUAUCGUUGAAGAACUGAAAGGCACGAUUCAUGAUACUAUCCUGAUUCAAAAUAAAACUGUUAAAAACAUUCCUGAUACAAAUGAAGACUGCGGAUCUAGAAAGCAGCCAUUACGAGAGAUUGGGAACACAAUGGUCAAACCAACUGCUGCAAAACUUGACCCUAGAAAGAAAGGCCAAAAAACAGUCAUUCAGCCUGAUACUAAGGAUCAGCCAUUACCUGUGAUAGAAAAUACAAGAGGAACAAGAAGAACAAACAAAAUUUCAGGUUAGCCCUUAUAGUAUUUUUUCCAAGUACCCCGGAAAAUUAUCUGAAAGUGUACGAGUUACUUGCUCGAAAGCAUUGUACUCAGGCGAACUAUAGCAUUGGCUACUAGAGGUAUUCCUUUACUAAGUUUCACAUGGGAUUUUGAGUGUUUUUUCUUAUUGAAAUAAGCAUACAAAUUUUAUAGGGAGAGAUGGGUUCGAGAACAAAUUUUGAGCUUUAAACAUGUUGCUAAUGGUUGUUAGAACCGAACUAGACAAAAGGAUUGAAUGAAAUUUUGAGCAAACCAUUUGGAAUCAGGACAAAA
Messenger RNA from Gossypium arboreum, 1947 nucleotides. RefSeq names its product kinesin-like protein KIN-4C. Gene Ontology annotation, molecular function: microtubule motor activity. NCBI's taxonomy places the organism in Eukaryota, Viridiplantae, Streptophyta, Magnoliopsida, Malvales, Malvaceae. The transcript has 13 exons. Gene Ontology annotation, biological process: microtubule-based movement; mitotic spindle organization. The coding region runs from base 167 to 1648 and encodes 493 amino acids. The record is from RefSeq and is a predicted model, not a curated record.